Molecule: messenger RNA, 5941 nt
Organism: Pelobates fuscus (common spadefoot toad)
Lineage: Eukaryota; Metazoa; Chordata; Amphibia; Anura; Pelobatidae
Product: myosin-1B-like
Exons: 40
Coding region: 122-5917 (1931 amino acids)
Biological process (GO): muscle contraction
Cellular component (GO): myosin II complex; cytoplasm; myosin filament
Molecular function (GO): microfilament motor activity; actin filament binding; ATP binding
Source: RefSeq, a predicted model, not a curated record
CAACACAUGGAUGGACAGAUCAAUCCAUCCUUCUGCAGACUAAGAAUAAAGUCUGUAUCCCUAUCUCCAUUCAUCAAGCCUUCGCUAAGAGUGACCGUACUAAAGCAGACACUACACAACCAUGAGUGGGGACCGAGAUAUGUUGGCAUUUGGGGAAGCGGCACAGUUUUUGCGCAAAUCUGAGCAAGAACGCAUUGAGGCUCAAAAUCAACCUUUUGACGCAAAAACUUAUGUUUACGCCGCUGACAGCAAAAAACUGUAUGUGAAAGGAAUAAUUCAAAGUCGAGAGGGGAAGAAUGUAACAGUCAAAACUGAAAGUGGAAAUGUUGUUACGGUUAAGGAGGAUGACGUUUUCCCAAGGAACCCUCCCAAGUUUGACAAGAUUGAAGACAUGGCUCUGCUUACUCACCUCAACGAGCCGUCUGUCCUGUACAAUCUCAAGGAACGAUACGCGGCCUGGAUGAUCUAUACCUAUUCCGGCCUGUUCUGUGUCACAGUGAACCCCUACAAGUGGCUGCCUGUGUACAAUCCCGAGGUGGUCAAUGCUUACAGAGGCAAAAAACGUCAAGAGGCCCCACCACACAUCUUCUCCAUCUCUGAUAACGCCUAUCAGUUCAUGUUAACUGAUCGGGAGAAUCAAUCUAUUCUGAUCACGGGAGAAUCCGGUGCAGGAAAAACUGUGAACACUAAGCGAGUUAUUCAGUAUUUUGCAACAAUUGCAGCUACAGGAGAUGCCGGGAAGAAAAAAGAAAGUGCUUCUUUAAACAAGGGCACUCUGGAAGAUCAAAUUAUCCAGGCUAACCCUCUACUUGAAGCCUUUGGAAACGCCAAGACUGUGAGGAAUGACAAUUCGUCCCGUUUUGGUAAAUUUAUUCGCAUCCAUUUUGGAGCCACUGGAAAACUGGCAUCUGCCGAUAUCGGAACAUAUUUGCUGGAGAAGUCGAGAGUAACGUUCCAACUUCCUAAUGAACGGAGCUACCAUAUAUUUUACCAGAUACAGUCCAACAAGAAGCCAGACAUAGUUGACAUGUUACUGAUUACCACCAACCCUUACGACUAUCACUACACCAGUCUGGGAGAAAUCGCUGUCAAAAGCAUUGACGAUGGAGCAGAACUAAUGGCCACAGAUGAGGCUAUUGACAUUCUGGGUUUCACGCAAGAGGAAAAAAUGAGUUUAUACAAACUGACUGGUGCGGUAAUGCACUAUGGAAACAUGAAGUUUAAAGAGAAGCCGCGGGAGGAGCAGGCAGAAGCUGAAGGCACACAAGAUGCUGACAAAGUGGCUUAUUUGAUGGGCCUGAAUUCCUCAGAGCUGGUUAAAUCUCUUUGUAGCCCUAGGGUCAAAGUUGGAAACGAAUAUGUUACAAAAAGCCAGAGUGUUCAGCAGGUUUACCAUUCUAUAAGUGCUCUGGCUAGGUCUGUUUUCGAGAAGCUGUUUUUAUGGAUGGUAACGCGGAUCAAUCAACAACUUGAUACCAAACAGCCGAGACAACAUUUUAUUGGGGUUUUGGAUAUCGCAGGCUUUGAAAUUUUUGAUUUCAACACCUUUGAGCAGCUGUGCAUCAACUUCACCAAUGAGAAGCUGCAACAGUUCUUCAAUCACCACAUGUUCGUCUUGGAACAAGAGGAAUACAAGAAGGAAGGAAUCGAAUGGGAGUUUAUUGACUUCGGAAUGGAUUUGGCAGCCUGCAUCCAACUCAUUGAGAAGCCCAUGGGAAUAUUUUCAAUCCUUGAAGAAGAGUGUAUGUUCCCAAAGGCCUCAGACACCACCUUUAAGAACAAGCUUUAUGACCAACAUCUUGGGAAAUCACCCAACUUCCAAAAACCCAAACCUGGGAAAGGCAAGGCCGAAGCUCACUUUACACUGGUUCAUUAUGCUGGCAUAGUGGAUUAUAAUGUCACUGGGUGGCUGGAGAAAAAUAAGGACCCAUUGAACGAGACAGUCGUUGGACUUUACCAGAAGUCAUCAUUGAAACUUCUUGCUUCUCUCUUUUCCAGCUUUGAAGCAGGUUCUGGAGGUAAAAAAAGGAAAGGAUCCUCAUUCCAGACCGUGUCUGCAUUGUUUAGGGAAAACUUGACUAAAUUAAUGACCAAUUUGAAAACCACUCACCCCCACUUUGUUCGUUGUCUGAUUCCGAAUGAAACAAAAACUCCAGGUGAGAUGGAUAACCAGCUAGUCAUACACCAGCUGAGGUGCAAUGGUGUGCUCGAAGGGAUCCGGAUUUGCCGCAAGGGUUUUCCAAACAGAAUCCACUAUGGAGACUUCAAGCAGCGGUAUAAGGUUCUUAAUGCCAGCGCGAUACCUGAUGGCCAGUUCAUUGACAGCAAGAAAGCCUGUGAGAAGCUGCUUGGAUCUAUAGAUAUUGACCCCACACAAUAUAAAUUUGGACACACUAAGGUCUUCUUUAAGGCUGGUCUCCUUGGUCUACUAGAAGAAAUGAGAGAUCAGCGUCUUACUCAGCUGAUCACACGUACCCAGGCCAUGAGUCGAGGGUAUAUCAUGAGGCAAGAAUUUAAGAAGAUGAUAGAAAGAAGAGAUGCCAUCACCACCAUUCAGUACAACAUCCGAUCCUUUAUGAACGUCAAACACUGGCCUUGGAUGAAGCUGUACUUUAAAAUAAAGCCUCUCCUGAAAAGUGCCGAAACUGAGAAAGAGCUGCAGAACUUGAAAGAGGAACUUGAAAAAACCAGAGAGGAACUUGCAAAAUCUGAAUCCCGCAGGAAGGAGAUUGAAGGGAAACUGGUGUCAAUCACACAGGAGAAAAACGAUCUCUUACUCCAAGUGAAUUUGGAGAAUCAGAACCUCUCGGAUGCGGAGGAGAGGUGUGAUGAGCUAAUUAAAAGUAAAAUCCAAAUGGAAGCCAAAGUCAAAGAACUGGUGGACAGACUGGAAGACGAGGAGGAAAUGAGUGCAGAUCUCAUUGCAAAAAAGAGGAAGCUGGAAGAUGAGACCAGCGAGCUGAAGAAGGACAUUGAUGACUUGGAGCUUACGCUAAGCAAGGUUGAGAAGGAAAAACAUGCAACAGAAAAUAAGGUUAAGAAUUUGACGGAAGAACUGUCUGCACUGGAUGAAGCCAUCAUCAAGCUGAGCAAAGAGAAGAAAGCCAUUCAGGAAGCUCAUCAGCAAACCUUGGAUGAUCUCCAGGCAGAAGAAGACAAAGUCAACAGUUUAACCAAACUGAAGUUUAAGCUGGAACAGCAAGUCGAUGAUCUUGAAGGAAGUCUAGAGCAGGAGAAGAAGCUCCGUUUAGACCUUGAGAGAGGAAAAAGAAAGCUAGAAGGAGACUUGAAGCUGAGUCAGGAAGCGAUUAUGGACCUGGAGAACGACAAACUGAAUUCAGAAGACAGACUUAAAAAGAAAGAUUAUGAGGUCUCAGAGUUACAGAGAAAGAUCGACGAUGAGCAAAUUAUCAAUGCACAACUGCAGAAAAAGAUUAAAGAGCUCCAGGCUAAUAAUGAAGAAUUCCAAGAAGAGAUUGAGUCUGAAAGAACUACACGUGCUAAAAUAGAAAAGCAAAGAGCAGAACUUGCCAGGGAACUUGAAGACAUCAGCGAGAAAUUGGAAGAGGCUGGUGGGGCAAGUGCAGUCCAGGUGGAAAUGAACAAGAAGCGGGAGGCAGAUUUUUAUAAAAUGCGUCGGGAUCUAGAGGAGGCCACACUCCAGCAUGAAGCUCAGCUUGCCUCCCUCCGGAAAAAACAUGCUGAUAGCAUGGUGGAACUAGGGGAGCAGAUUGAAAACCUGCAGCGUGUGAAGCAGAAACUGGAGAAAGAGAAGACUGAGUUUAAAAUGGAGGUUGAUGAUCUGGCUGGUAACAUGGAAUCUGUUGCAAAGUCUAAGGCCAAUCUGGAAAAGAUGUGUCGUGUUUUAGAAGAUCAGCUCUCUGAAAUAAAAGCCCAAAACGAUGAGUACCAGCGCAGUGUUAAUGAUUUCACAAUGCAAAAGGCUCGACUCCUGAAUGAAAAUGGAGAGUUUUCUCGUUUGGUGGAGGAAAAGAAUUCUAUCAUUUCUCAGCUUAGUCGGGGCAAAGCAGCCUUUACUCAACAGACAGAGGACUUCCGUAGGCAACUUGAGGAGGAAACGAAGGCCAAAAAUGCUCUAGCCCACGCCUUGCAAUCUGCUCGCCAUGAUUGUGAUUUGCUCCGUGAGCAAUAUGACGAAGAGCAAGAAGCCAAGGCAGAGUUACAGCGCACGCUAUCAAAGGCCAAUAGUGAGGUGGCCCAGUGGAGAACCAAGUAUGAGACAGAUGCCAUUCAACGUACAGAGGAGCUGGAGGAGGCCAAAAAGAAGCUAGCUCAACGUCUCCAGGAAGCAGAGGAACAAGUGGAAGCUCUAAAUGCCAAGUGCUCUUCUCUGGAGAAGACCAAGCUGAGGUUGCAAAUGGAAGUAGAUGAUUUGAUGAUGGACGUAGAAAGGUCAAAUGCUGCAGCAGCUGCCCUGGACAAGAAGCAAAGGAACUUUGAUAAGAUUUUGGCUGAGUUUAAGCAGAAGUGUGAGGAAAGUCAAGCAGAACUGGAAAUGGCUCUUAAAGAGUCGAGGAGCUUGACCACAGAGCUUUUUAAACUGCGUAAUGCUUACGAGAUGAGUCUGGAUCAACUAGAAACUGUAAAACGAGAAAAUAAGAAUCUUCAACAGGAGAUCACGGACCUCACGGAUCAGAUAGUUGAGAAUGCAAAGAACAUAAAUGAACUGGAGAAGAGUCGGAAACAAGUGGAGCAGGAGAAGGCCGAAUUGCUUUCUGCUCUGGAAGAAGCAGAGGGAAGUCUUGAACACGAGGGGGCAAAAAUCCUGCGUAUACAGUUGGAACUUAACCAAGUGAAAUCCGAGGUGGACAGGAAAGUUGCAGAAAAAGACGAGGAGAUUGACCAGAUUAAACGGAAUAGUCAGAGGGUGAUCGACACACUUAAUUCCACUCUGGAGUCUGAAAUAAGGAGCAGAAAUGAUGCCCUCAGAGCCAAGAAGAAGAUGGAAGGGGAUAUUAAUGAGAUGGAGAUUCAAAUGAGCCAUGCCACUCGCCAACUGGUAGAGACUCAGAAGCAACUAAAGAAUGUUCAAGCCCAGCUGAAGGAUGAGCAAUUGUUGCUUGAUGACUUGGCUCGAGACAAUGUGGAGUUGAAGGAGAAUUUGGGCCUGGCUGAACGUAGGAACCACUUACAGCAAACCGAGAUCGAGGAAAUCACUGCAGCACUGGAGCAAACAGAUAAAGCACGCAAACUGGCGGAACAGGAACUUAUUGAUUCUAGUGAGCGUGUCCAGCUUUUACAUUCACAGAACACAAGUCUGAUUAAUGGUAAAAAGAAGCUGGAAAGUGAUGUGUCUCAGCUUCAGAUUGAUAUGGAAGAAGCCAUCCAGGAGAUGAGAAAUGCAGAGGAAAAAGCGAAAAAAGCAAUCACAGAUGCUGCUAUGAUGGCUGAGGAGUUAAAGAAAGAACAAGACACUAGUGCUCACCUCGAGAGGAUGAAGAAAAACCUGGAUCAGUCGGUGAAGGAUCUACAGCAUCGUCUUGAUGAAGCUGAGCAGCUGGCAUUGAAGGGUGGCAAAAAGCACAUCCAGAAGCUGGAGACGAGGGUACGUGAGCUGGAAAAUGAGCUGGAGAACGAACAGAAACAGAGUAACGAAAACAUCAAGGGGUUCAGGAAAGUGGAAAGAAAACUUAAAGAAAUCACAUACCAGUCAGAAGAAGAUCGCAAGAACAUUCUGAGACUUCAAGACCUGGUCGAUAAAUUACAAUCAAAAGCCAAGUCCUACAAGAGACAGGCUGAGGAAUCAGAUGAACAAGCCAAUACCCACCUUUUCAAGCUCAGGAAACUUCAGCAUGAUUUAGACGAGGCAGAGGAACGGGCAGAUAUUGCUGAAUCCCAACUGAAUAAGCUCAGAGGAAAAAGUCGAGAUUUCGGUGGGAAAGUGAACGAGCUGUGAGAAGUUUUACUACAAAGAGUAAAC